AUGGAGGCCACACGGUCAUUCCUCUGCGCCGCCUGGCAAUCCGUCGGCUUCUGGAAAGCCGCUGCCAUCUUUUUCGCUCUCCUGAAUCUCAAAACCCUCCCAUUCGUCUGGCAUAUCCGCGUCUACCGCUACUUCUUCAAACAUGGCUACCUAAUCACCCCCGCCGUGGAACAACCCACCCGCCCGAGCACUGAAAUCCUCAACCCGGUCUCCAUCUUCUCCCGCGCGCCCAUCAUGGAAAUCGACUUCAACAUGCACAAGUCCAACUCGACUUACUUCUCCGACCUCGACGUGUCCCGAACAGCACUCAUCUCCAGCGUCGUCGUGAAAGGCGCCGCCCUCCUCGAGAAGCGACUCGAGGCGCAGGGGAAAAAGGGGUUCCUCGGCUUCAUCCUCGGAAGCGUGUAUACGAAUUUCAAGCGCGAGAUCCCCGCCUACGCGAAGUACGAGGUGAAGUCGCAUAUUGCGAGUUACGACCAGAAGUGGAUUUAUAUUGUUACGUACUUCCUCAAGCCUGGGAUGAAGGGUGUCAAGAAUGGGGAGAAGGUUGAUGAGGAGAAGUUGAAGAAGGGGCUGUAUGCGGUUGCUAUUAGUAAGUAUGUGCUCAAGAAGGGGCGGUAUACGGUUCCUCCGACGGAGGCGUUUGAGGCGGCCGGGUAUGCGCCUUUCUUUGGUGCUGCGGCGGCGGGGGAUGCGUCUGGGUCUUCGAGUGCGGUUGAGGAUAAUGCUACUGCUGCUGUGCAGCGGAAGGAGCCUGUCGGUGAAGAAGGCAAGAGUGAUGAAUGGGAGCGGUUGAGAGAGGAGAUCGAUCGCGGAUUGGUUGUUAUGCAGCCGUUUAUUGACGAGGAGGGCCGGUUGCUGGAUGACUUUGUGGCCAAGAUGGGAAGGCCUGGGUUUGUAUAG
Messenger RNA from Aspergillus wentii DTO 134E9, 903 nucleotides. RefSeq names its product acyl-CoA thioesterase. The transcript is spliced from 2 exons. Lineage: Eukaryota; Fungi; Ascomycota; Eurotiomycetes; Eurotiales; Aspergillaceae. The record is from RefSeq and is a predicted model, not a curated record. Bases 1 to 903 code for a protein of 300 amino acids.